UUUAUCCCGGCCAGAGCAAUCGGCCUGGCAAAAGCUUCAGGGAGAAUUUGAAAUCGCAUCCAGACUUUGCCACCUCACAUCGUCUACUAAUUCCAUGCUCUAUUGACUUGGCCCACUAACGUUCAACCUAUGUCAAAUGACGUUCUGCGAUCGAUCCCCCACACCUGCCUUAGUCCCAACAAAAAUGGCGAUGCAUCGUGUACUUAGGCCCAGAGGCCCAGUCACUAUUUUUAUGUCCGGCAUCAAAUGACUAACAAAGUCACCUGGAAGGGAAAUGAUCAUGCUACUAGAUGCGGACAAUGGCGUGCGUGCUUAACAGUUGCCACUAUCACCUAAAAGCGAUCAAGUAUAAAGCAUUAAGACGUCUGGAUGAGAUGGUAUGUCUGUACAGAAUUCUUCUCUUGCUGCCACUCGCAGACUGCAUGCCUCCCAGCCCCCCUGUGAGCUUCUGACAUUAUCUUUUUCAACGAUUUGUGCCAUUAGUUUCCGAGAACGUCAAGUCUGUCAUGUGGCUGCCCCAGCUCCUCACUUGGGCCAUAGGCCUUGGCCAGAUACCAAAUGUGCUGGCCUCUCCUUUCCGGGUGCAAGAAGCUGGUGCCGUAAUGGCUGUCAAUUCUGACUUUCCAGAUCCAAGCUUUGUACAAGCACCGGACGGCACAUGGUAUGCCUUUGGUACUAAUGGAAAUGGGAAGCGUGUCCAGGUGGCUUCAUCUUCGGACUUCAAGACAUGGAAUCUCCUUGACAAAGAAGCUUUGCCUACACUUGCGGAUUGGGAGACCGAAAUAGACCACUGGGCGCCGGAUGUGAUAAGACGGAAUGAUGGCAAGUACGUCAUGUACUACUCGGGAGAGGCCAAGCAGGAGGUGAGGCACCAUUGUGUUGGCGUUGCUGUCUCUGAGGGUACCGAUCCUACAGGGCCUUACGUCCCUAACGAGACACCUCUGUCAUGCCGCCUAGACCAGGGUGGCUCGAUUGACCCGGCGGGCUUCCUAGACAAGGAUGGCAGCCGAUAUGUGGUGUUCAAAGUCGACGGCAAUAGCAAAGGAAACGGCGGUGACUGUAACAAUGGUAUCGCCCCCCUCAAACCGACCCCUAUUCUUUUGCAGAAAGUGGCAGAGGAUGGUUUCACUCCCAUUGGUGAUGCUGUCCAAAUCCUUGAUCGUGAUGAAACAGAUGGACCACUAGUCGAGGCCCCUAAUCUGAUCUUACAUGGAGAUACAUACUUCCUCUUUUACUCCACACAUUGCUUUACGGAUCCCUUGUACGACGUUCGUUAUGCAACCUCGAAGUCUAUCACAGGGCCCUAUGUCAAGAACGGGAAGAAACUACUCAAAACUGGUGACUAUGGCCUUACUUCUCCUGGUGGUGGUACAGUCUGCGGCUGCGGUGAUAGGAUGCUGUUCCACGGCUUCUGUCGAGACAACACAAGGUGUACAUAUGCUGCCCGCGUUGACAUAACAGGCGAUCAGGUAACCCUGCUAUAAUUCCAACAAUUUAUCGAUUCGUGCUCUGUAUUAGAUUGGAAGAGUUGUCGGGCCUCGGUUUCACUGCACAUUACUUUAUACGGCUAGCCCGUCAUUUUCACUCUGUUUGUCUUUGUCUUUGACUUGAACCUAUCCUCAUCGUUCCCUCAGAUCCAACACGCAAGAACAGCUUUAGGGCUCAUUCUAGAGCUUGUGUUGACAUCACUUGGUA
Molecule: messenger RNA, 1695 nt
Organism: Aspergillus alliaceus
Lineage: Eukaryota; Fungi; Ascomycota; Eurotiomycetes; Eurotiales; Aspergillaceae
Product: glycoside hydrolase family 43 protein
Exons: 2
Coding region: 507-1484 (325 amino acids)
Biological process (GO): carbohydrate metabolic process
Molecular function (GO): hydrolase activity, hydrolyzing O-glycosyl compounds
Source: RefSeq, a predicted model, not a curated record